Schistosoma intercalatum is the source of this 1602-nucleotide messenger RNA. The record is from the annotation of a GenBank genome assembly. NCBI's taxonomy places the organism in Eukaryota, Metazoa, Platyhelminthes, Trematoda, Strigeidida, Schistosomatidae.
AUGGCUAUACUGACUAAAACAAUACCUGAGUGGCUUAAGGAUGUGCAUAAUAAACGUCUUUCUACUGCCAGUUCUGCUGAAAAUUUCAAGUUUCACAAAUUAAGAAUAAGGCAUUUGUCUGGGCCAGGCACUUUCCCAGAAAAAGAUGAUGCAUUGGGACAGGGCGGAGUACUUUACUGGAUGUCACGUGAUCAACGAGUUCAGGAUAACUGGGCUUUUAUUUAUGCACAACGUCUGGCAAUUAAAUUCAAAGUCCCACUGCAAGUAUGUUUUUGUUUGAUUCCUGCUUACCAAGCUGAUACUUUGAGACAGUUUGCAUUUAUGAUUGGUGGACUGACUGAAGUAGAACAAGAAUGUCGUUCAUUGAAUAUCCCAUUCCAUUUGUUGAUUACCUCCAAUCAAAUUGAUAGACCUGAAGAUGUAUCUUCUGUAUGCAAGCACAGAUGGUCCGAUGAAAAUGCUCGAUUUAAUCAAACUGAUCAAGUAGAAAAAAACUUUCUUUAUGAAACGUAUGUUGCAAAAUCGAUUGUUGGUUUGGCAAAACUAUUGAAUGUUGGAUGUUUGGUCACAGACUUCUGUCCUUUAAGAGCACCUCGUUCAUGGAUAAAAAAAAUUAUUGAUGAACUACCUAAUAAUAUCCCUUUUUGUGAAGUUGAUGCCCAUAAUAUUGUUCCAGUUUGGUGUGGAUCAGAAAAACGAGAGUAUUCUGCUCGAACUAUCAGAUCAAAACUAUUUGAACAAUCUCCGAAGUUUCUAACAGAUUUCCCACCUAUUAUUAAACAUACUUGUUCAAGUGAAGCUACUGUCCUUCCUCCGCCUGUUAAUUGGGAGUUAAUUUUAUCUAAUUAUGUUGGUGACAAAAGUGUGAAACCUGUGGACUGGGCUGUACCUGGAACCCGAGCUGGUUUAGAAGUUCUAUAUGAAUUUAUCGGCAAACGUUUAAAAAAAUUCGAUCCUCAUAGAAAUGACCCUGCUCAUCCAGCUCUUAGCGGAUUGUCACCUUGGUUACAUUUUGGUCAAAUCGCUCCUCAGCGUGCUGUUCUUGAAGUAGUUGCUGUUCAAAAGCACUUUGGACGGUCGGCCGAUAUCUUCAUUGAAGAAUGCUUUAACAGAAGAGAGUUGGCCGAAAAUUUUUGUUUCCAUACACAUUCCUAUGAUUCGAUUAAAGGUGCACUUGACUGGGCACGUGAAUCACUUAUGACACACUCAACAGAUAAACGAGAUCCAGCGUACAGUAAAACUCAGAUGGAAACUGCCCAAACUAAUGACGAUCUAUGGAAUGCAGCACAACGUCAAUUAGUGCUCAAGGGCAAGAUGCAUUGGUUUCUGCGCCAGUACUGGGCCAAAAAGAUACUUGAGUGGUGCGCAGAGGGUCCAGAAUCGGCUAUUCAAAUAGCAAUAUACUUAAACGAUCGUUACAGUUUAGAUGGGACAGACCCAAAUGGAUACGUUGGUAUUAUGUGGGCAAUAUGUGGUGUUCAUGAUCAAGGCUGGCCUGAACGACCUAUUUUUGGUAAAAUACGAUAUAUGAACUAUAAAGGAUGUUUACGGAAAUUUUCUGUUCCUACAUUUGUAUCACGGUACCCCGAAAAAUUGGGUUAA